UUCGCCUCGCGCCUGUCAGAAUUAAGCCGGAUAGCUGCCGCUGAUUUGGACGAAAGGAGCUGCCUGUUGGUCACUGAGAUUUAAUGAUAAAGUCCAAAAUGAGCAAUAAAACGACGUCUCUCCUCUUCAGGGCGCUGAUGGAUAUGAACGAAAUCCACAUUUCAAGGGUCGCGCGGGGAAACACCAAACAAACGCAGUUCAGACGUUUGAGCUCCUGCGGCAUUUUGGCUGCCAGGAGGAGCAGCCUCCAGCUCCUUCCUGCCACACCUGUCACUACAAACAGCCGCAGCUUCAUCAACCUGGCCGCCCCCAUCGCCGCCCGCAGGGUCGAGUACACCGAGAGCCGGAUAUUACAGUACACUCCAGAGCAAAUGUUCAAUGUGGUGGCCAAUGUGGACAAGUACCGGUAUUUUGUUCCCUGGUGCAAGAAGUCAAGGAUGAUCAAGGGGCCAGGAGAUAGCAUCCAGGCAGAGCUUGAAAUAGGCUUUCCUCCCAUCACUGAACGCUACACGUCUGAGCUCACCCUCGUUCCAAACCACCAAGUCAAAGCUGUGUGCACCGUUGGAUCCCUCUUUAGCCAUCUUGAAACAGUGUGGAGGUUUGCCCCCGGUGCCAAAGACCGACCAGACUCUUGCAAAGUGGAUUUCUUUGUGUCAUUUGAGUUCAAGUCUCUUCUGCACUCUCAGCUGGCCAGUGUGUUCUUUGAUGAAGUGGUGAAGCAAAUGGUCAGUGCCUUCGAGUCCCGAGCAGCAACACUUUACAGGAGCCGCCCAGAGGCUUCUUUGCGGAGACAGUCAACAUUAGGCGGCACCCUUUGACCCUGCCUCCAUCCAUGUUCCACCAGACUAUUUACCCAACCCUGAAUUCCUGCUGAUUUACGUACUAUCCACAGCUGUCGAAAACAAAGGACUGGAUCUUUUCUUUGAACGGACUCGUAUCUUGUUUCUAAGAUGACUCAUACAUGGAAUGGACUUGAUUUUAUUUAUUUGUCAACCACAAACUAAUUUAUUUACAUUGCUGUAUAUUUGUAUUUAUUUUAAUGGUAA
Menidia menidia (Atlantic silverside) is the source of this 1046-nucleotide messenger RNA. Lineage: Eukaryota; Metazoa; Chordata; Actinopteri; Atheriniformes; Atherinopsidae. The record is from the annotation of a GenBank genome assembly.